Rotaria socialis is the source of this 2266-nucleotide messenger RNA. The record is from the annotation of a GenBank genome assembly. NCBI's taxonomy places the organism in Eukaryota, Metazoa, Rotifera, Eurotatoria, Philodinida, Philodinidae.
ACCCACACACUAACCCACACCCUACUGACACCCACACUAACACCCACACACCCAGAACCAUACACACACCCCGCCGCACUCACAGCCACACCUACACCCUCAAGAUAUAUGGUAGUGCGGUGAGACCUGCCACCCUGGAUAUAAUAGAUGUUAAUAAUACUCUAAUGUCCCAUUUAAUUCAAUGCUUAUGAUGAUAUGAGUACUGAAUUCAGCAAAAAAAAUGUGAAAAUGAAAAAUGAAGAGCGAAUAGUAACAGUGGAAGCGAUCAAUACGACAUCCGUAAGAAGAAAAAGAUUUCUGCUCGAAAUGCAGACAUGAAUACGCCAAACAUUUACUUUGGGGAUUGAUUAUCUGCGAACAGAGCUAUAGUAUAAGAAUUUUUAGAGUUCACGUACUUUUUAUUAGUUUAACAAGACCAAAGAACAUAUGUGAUUUCCACAUUUCAUCUUCAGAGAAGCUGCCAUAAUAAGCUUUUACUCAUGACCAUUUUAACUUUGUUGUCUGAAAGGUUCUGCAAGUUUCGUAGGAGUUUAUGCCACCAAUUCAUUUUGGGAAAAUCUCUGAUGAGCAGUUCAAGUCAUUUACUACUUCCAAGACUCUGGAAUAUUUUCGUUUCGCAUCUUCAAUAAAAUAUAGUGUGUGUAUGUACACUUUUGUUUACUGUCCACGAAUUUCCUGAUUAUUGUUUGACUGAGUCGAGUUUUAUAGAUGAAAAUGGCUGUGAGGUGGUGGAUGGGUGUGAAGAGAAGAAUCAUAGCCACCCAUGCAUCCAUCUGACUGGAAUGCUUACAUUCAUUUAUUUUAGAUUGGAACGCCGGUCAUAGUAGGCGGCAUAUAUCCGUAGUUUGGGUUUAUUUAAGAUCACAGUUUACUGGAUAGGUUUUUUUCAAAAAAAACGACAGCAAAGUAUUUCAUUGUGUCCAAAACGCAUACAAGACAUAUUGCCAUGAUAACUGCAAGAGAGAAAAGAAAUGUUUUUGGAAGAAAAAGCAAUUUUAUUUGUUUUGAUCGGAGCUAUAACACAUUGCUGUUUUUAUUACAUUCAUUUUGCUGGAUUACAAUUUUUGGGUUAAUUUUUAUCUUGUAUAUUGGCGUUAUCUGUCGUGCUGAUAUACAUUCAGAAACAUUCCUUACAACUGAUUUAAUUGCUGUUAACUCGAGAAAACAUGCAGCAAAGACAUUGCCUUCAUACGAAUGUAAUAAUGGCACAACUUUUCCUUCAGAAAUUACCACGACUCAUUUCGCUAUCAACCGUGAAUGUCGUCUGCCUGUCUUUCUUAUUCCCAACACCGAAUCUGUUACCCUUCUAAUUAUAAUUGCAAUUAAUCGUGCUGAUAUCAUCGAACUGAAUUAUGCAACCGCACUAGCUUUCCUACCGAACAGCUCUUUUGAUUACGUAGUGUUUGAUCAUAGCUUCAGCAGUCAACCAGAAAUAACACAGACGAUAAAUAACACAUGUAAGCAGCUCAACGUCAAAUAUAUUCGAGUUCCCAGAUUUCUAGAAAAGGGUGGACCAUCAGCAUCACACAGUGCAACGGUACAAUGGAUUAUUCAGAAGCAUGCGUCAAAACAUAGAGGCCGCGUAUGGUUUCUUGAUGUUGACAUGUUUUUCUUGAAUGAUUGGGUAUGGGAAGAGGUAAUGCCUUCAACAAAAUAUGAUAUCAUGACCGUUUGGCAACGUCGGCCACGUCAUCAUGUGCCUGGUCCAUACAUUUUCUAUAUAUGGCCUAAUUUCUUUGUGUUUCGAGAAAUUCAAGCUAUCCCCAAUAUAUCAAAGUUGACAUGGAAAAGCACGACUAUUAAUGGACAGAGUCUAGAUUCGGGAGGCGAAACCUAUUUUUGGAUUAAUGCUCAUCCAAAAGUUCGCAUCAAAGGCAUUUGGCAAACACCUUACGGUAUAGACGGUGAUCUAACAGGUUCUCAGACUCAAUACUAUCGUCAAACACCGCAAAUGAUCGAAAAAAUUCAUAGGAACCCAGAUCUUUUCCAACUGAUAUGGCCAAAAGAUCCAAUAAUAGCAAAAACUUACGACCAUGCCAUUAUAGGUGACUUUCACAUUUUACAUUAUAGAGCUGCCAGUAACUGGAACCACGCAAGUCACAUUUUUGCGAUCCAAAAGUGGGCCAGAAUAAAAGGCGCAGUAAUGAAGGCUUUAAGUGACAAGAAAACUCAAAAUAAUCAGGAGCUUGAGGACUAUCACAAGUGUCAACAACAGAGAGAUACAAACACUUUCAACAAUAAAACAAAGUUCGAACAAGCCCACUAA